AUGUUUCCCAGUAUACCAUUAUUGCUCGGGUUGUCUCCUCCUGCACCAACAGGUUUACCUACCACUUUGCCUAGUUCAAGUUCUGCUCCCACGAGUACCUCUACUACUUCUUCAAACAUUUCUUCGGCGCCAACUACGGUGUCCAACACCCAACAAGGUUCAGCUCCCAGCUCAAUCCAAACCAUUCCAAGUACUUCGAAACAAACAGCUUCUGCUCAGUCAAAAUUCAAAUCGCUCGGAAGAACCCAAAAACGAUUCCCAAACAGACAAUUGCGCUAUAGAAAUGCUUCUAAGAGUGUAGCUUCGACAUCCACUUCAAGUAAUGCUUGGAAGAACACGUCCAGCACUUGUCAGAAGACAACUCGAUCCACAGCCCCAUCCAGAUUAUCAGGAUCCGCUUCUACUUCAUCCUCCAACGCCUCGUCGAAACCAUCCUCGUCUGCCAAGAAGAAUAACUUCAAGGAGCACCCUGUUGAAUACCUGGAUGACAAUUUUGGUGCAAAUUUGUAUGGAUGUGCAUUCAAUCAGUUUCUGGCACCCACUGAAACUCCAGUUGUUGCGUUGGUCGGAAGCAAGGGAACGAUUGCCGUUUAUAGCCUUCCUCAAAAUUCCAACAAAUCGUAUAAAUCUCUAUACAACGGAAAAUUGGGUACUAAGGAAGAAAAAGAUUUGAACACCGUCACUUGGUGCUUUGACGUCUCGAACAAAACACAGGGCCACAAAAUUGUAUGCGGGGAGGAGACCGGCAGAAUGUACGUUCUCAAUACGUCCGAUAUGACUUGCGAAAAUGUACUCAUCGGAUCUCAAGCGGCCAUCAGUGAUCUACGGACACAUCCUACUAAUGGCGCGAUGGUAGCAACAGCAGGAAACGAUUGCACAGUUCGGAUUUACCACAUUCGUCACGAGUCAGCGCUAGUGGUCUGUGCGGGAAUUCAUGGACACCACCAAUGUGUUCAAACAGUGACGUGGUCUUCGGAUGGUCAUCGAUUGAUUAGCGGAGGAAACGAUCAGCGAAUCAUGAUGUGGGACGUUGAGCAGCAGAAAGUUCGAGCUCACCUGGAAGAGAAAUCACGGAUUCUCAACCAGGGCAAAAAACUAGCACUGGCAAAUUUAAAAGAUGGGCAACAUCCACGGUCACACCCUAAACAACCCUCGUCCAAUUUCUACCAUCACCGACGUUCACUACUCUCCGACAACAACAUCCAAGUGUGGGUGAUGGGUUCGUCUGGACCAGAAAAUCGGCGAGACGGACAAAUGUCGCGGUCCCGGAGAAUUGCUGCAACAAUACCGGUCGCUAGCCGGGAUCCAUGGGCUGACUUGUGGAUUCGAUUCGCUGUGGAUCCAUUGGGAGAAUAUGUUGUGGCGAGCAACACCGACAGCCAGCUCAUGUUUUAUGAUUUCAAAACAGGAUCUAGAGACCCGAUCCACACAAUCAUGUUGAGAGACCCAGCAUAUCCAUCGAAUCUCCGGAUGAGACAGGCCAAAUUUUCGCCAGAUGGAAAGAUUGUACUGGUGGUUGGAGACUUUGCAUUUAUGAAAAGAUUCGAUAGGAUCUAA
This is a messenger RNA of Caenorhabditis briggsae, 1557 nucleotides long. Bases 1 to 1557 code for a protein of 518 amino acids. The record is from RefSeq and is a predicted model, not a curated record. Gene Ontology annotation, biological process: negative regulation of transcription by RNA polymerase II. The transcript is spliced from 7 exons. Lineage: Eukaryota; Metazoa; Nematoda; Chromadorea; Rhabditida; Rhabditidae. Gene Ontology annotation, cellular component: ESC/E(Z) complex. Gene Ontology annotation, molecular function: nucleosome binding; protein binding.